UCCAAACUCUCGCUACCUUCUCAUUCCUUUUCAUCUUCCUCCUCUCUCUCCUGUUCCAGGUCUCUCUCCUGUUCUGGGACUCUCUUUCUCUCUCUUCUGGGAUAAUGAGGAGGGACUGGUUCAAAAUCAUGGUAUACAAGUCCUUGUAGUGGCACUUUUAUUCCUAAACUGGGACGACGAAUAGUGUAUUCUCUGUAAACUGCAGUGAUAUAUAUAUAUAUAUAUAUAUAUAUAUAUAUAUAUAUAUAUUUGAAGAAGUAAACUUUCUGUGGUUCCUUCAAUCGUUUCAGCGCAGUGGAAUAUGAUGAGAUAUCAUCAGAGGGUGAGCCCAGAUGGUCUACCUUUGAGCAAUGGUAAAAGAUCCAAUUCCAAUUCAAGUGAAGGAAAAGGGUUGCCUAGAUUUAGAUCCCCAUCCAAGACCCCAGACCAGAAUUUGUCUCAUUUCGACGGUGGCAGCGUUGGUGGUGGCGGUGUUGGUGGUGGAGGUGGUGUUCCCAGUUCUCCGGCUCAGUCUGAUAACAACCAUCAACACCAAUAUGAGGCCAUCCCAGCAAGGACCAAUAGUCCCAGCUGCAAUGGAGGUGGUGGAGGUGAUGUGCUGUUGCAAUGGGGACACAGGAAGAGGUCAAGGUGCUCGAGGGCUGAUGUUCGGGUGGCGGCGGUGGUGGCAGCCACGGACGAGUCAUCGUCGUCAAUUCAGCUUCAACCAAGGCAACCCAUCAAAGUUCAAAGGAGAUUAAUGCAGUCAAACCCAACUCCAGGUGUGGUGGCGGUGGCGGAUAAGCUCCCAACAACCACCACCAUCACCAUUGAUCGCCCAGCCACGCCACCGCCACCACCGCCCCUUCCUUCUUCUGUUAAUUCAACUGCUUCCCUAUCUAAUGGCAAGAAAAGCUCCGGCAUUUUUGCAAACCGGAGGAGUUUGGAAGAAAGAUGUGGUGUUGCAAAUGGGAGCCCAUCGAGCAACAACGUUGGCAGCAGCAGCCGCCGGGUUGUGUCUAGAUCUACGGUGGGGAAACGAUCUCCUACCCUUUCAGAGAAAUUCGAUAGAAAGGCCCCUCCUACCGGAUCAUCCCGGGAUCAUAAGUUGAAUGGGGUUGCCUUCGAGCAAGCAACAACAGCAGCAGCAGUAGCAGAUGACAUGAAUCGUAUUGAUUCUGCUCCGUUGCAAUCAGAGCAACAAGUUGUUUGUAAUGAUCAUAAUCGGAACAAUACUGGUAAUGGGACGGUGACCGGAGGAGAGAAGGCGAAUGGUGAGGGGGUUGAGUGGCCUAGGAUUUACAUCCCUCUAACAAGGAAGGAGAAAGAAGAGGAUUUUUUGGCAAUGAAAGGCACAAAACUUCCUCAUAGACCUAAGAAAAGGGCCAAGACCAUUGAGAGAAUUCUCCAGUAUUGUUUUCCUGGGAUGUGGCUCUCUGACGUAACAAGAGGGAGAUAUGAAGUGAGGGAAAAGAAAUGUGCAAAGAAGCAAAAGCGAAGAGGAUUGAAAGGAAUGGAGAGCAUGGAGAGUGAUUCAGAGUGAUCAAAACACUCCCUUGUUUGAGAGCCUCUGGGCUCAGCACAUACAUGGUUGUUGCAGACUCCGGGCGCCCUCCCAACGUGUGUGCCUGAGGUCUCCUGGCUUCCCUUCCUUCCGGCAUUAACAUUGAUCGGAAAGCUCAAAGCCAGAAGAGAUAGGUGAGGCCAAAAUUUGGGAGGUUUUCAUGUGGUGGGCUGAGUUGAUCUUCGAGUACUGCAGAGGCUGAGGCUGUUGCUGUUUUGAGCCAACCAACUUGGUGCAGGGAUGAUGAUAAGACAGAUCAAAUCCAGAGGCUUCAAAUUUUGCUUGAUUUUGUGGUGUUUUUGUCCUCUACAUUAAAUGGUUGUUCACGCCCUUCUUGUGUACAAAGCAGCAGCCUGUUGCUUCUGCAGGUUUUCUUAUCAAUGACACAAUUUAUUGUCUUCUUUA
Molecule: messenger RNA, 1948 nt
Organism: Cornus florida
Lineage: Eukaryota; Viridiplantae; Streptophyta; Magnoliopsida; Cornales; Cornaceae
Exons: 5
Coding region: 302-1522 (406 amino acids)
Source: RefSeq, a predicted model, not a curated record